Messenger RNA from Papaver somniferum (opium poppy), 1632 nucleotides. RefSeq names its product pre-mRNA-splicing factor 38-like. Gene Ontology annotation, cellular component: precatalytic spliceosome. The record is from RefSeq and is a predicted model, not a curated record. The coding region runs from base 123 to 1277 and encodes 384 amino acids. The transcript is spliced from 6 exons. Lineage: Eukaryota; Viridiplantae; Streptophyta; Magnoliopsida; Ranunculales; Papaveraceae.
UGAGAAGACGAAGGUACCCUUUCUUUUGUUAACACAAUGCUCUUGAAUAAAUCCAUUGAGAGAAACUUCUAGGGUUCUUCGAUAAGAAGGAUCUCUGGGUUAGGGUUUUGCUGGUGGUAGCCAUGGCGAAUCGAACAGAUCCAUUAGCGAAGAACAUUCGCGGAACAAAUCCACAGAAUUUAGUAGAGAAGAUAUUGAGAACGAAGAUAUAUCAGAAUACAUAUUGGAAGGAACAAUGUUUUGGUUUAACAGCUGAAACUCUGGUCGACAAAGCAAUGGAAUUAGAUCAUCUUGGUGGAACUUUUGGUGGUACACGUAAACCUACUCCAUUCAUGUGUCUUGUUAUGAAGAUGCUUCAGAUUCAACCUGAGAAGGAUAUCGUUGUUGAAUUCAUCAAAAACGAAGAUUACAAAUAUGUUCGUAUACUUGGUGCGUUUUAUUUGAGAAUAACGGGGACAGAUACAGAUGUGUACCAGUAUCUUGAGCCUUUGUACAAUGAUUAUCGUAAAUUGAGGCAGAAAUUAGCUGAUGGACGAUACUCUUUGACGCACGUGGAUGAGGUUAUCGAUGAGCUCCUGACGAAAGAUUAUUCUUGUGAUAUUGCUCUUCCUCGCAUUAAAAAAAGAUGGACUCUUGAAUCAAUUGGGACCUUAGAACUUAGAAGAAGUGCUCUGGAAGAUGAUUUUGAGGAGGAAGAAGAUAAAGAAGAGGAAGACCAACCAAUGGAAGAUGUAGAGAAUGGGACACUUGAAAAGGAUUACCAUCGUGGUCGAAGUCCUGCAAGAGAAAGAGAUCGGGAUAGAGAUUGGAAACGUGAUAGUCAUAGGCACAGGGAUAGGGACUAUGAUAGGGAUAGGGAUUAUGAUAGAGACUAUGACAGGGAGCGUGGGCGAGGGCGUGAAAGAGAUAGAGAGCGGGACAGGGACAGAGAUCGUUACCGCUUGCGAGAUGAAAAGGACUAUGGUCGUGAUAGGGUGCGAGAAAGGAGUAGAGAUGGACGGGAUCGGGAAAGGAGAGAUAGAGACCGAGGAAGGAAUCGUUCAAGGAGCCCUAGUCGAAGCAGGAGUAGGAGUAGGGAUCGCAGGGAUCGUGAUGGUGACCAUCGUAAGAGGCAUGGUCGCAGCAGUGCCAGCCCUAGGAGACGUGGUGCUGAUGAAGAGGAUAAAAAGAAGAAGCCAAAGAAACCGAAGGAAGACGGCACUGAUCACCCAGAUCCUGAGAUUGCAGAAGCGAACAGGAUUAGGGCAUCACUCGGGAUGAAACCACUGAGAAUGUGAAAGGCGACAAACAAAUCUCAGUUUGGUUUUUGUUGUUUUCUGUAAUUUGUGUUGAGCAGCUGCUUCCUUGGAUAUCCAGUCCAAUGCAAAAGUAGAAGGAUUGAAGAAAGAGAUUGAUUAUUUGCUAGACCAGAUCUUCAUAUGUGCUUUCUUACUUAUGUACUCUGUAUUACAGCCUUCUAAGUAUGAUAUUUACAUAUUCGAUCAGUUUUUUGGCUCUUCAGUGAACAGUGAAAAGUUUUAAACAGCAGCUAUAUUUACUGGGAGGCUACAACAGUGUUGGCCUGUCAGGCUUAGCAAUUAUGUAACAAAACUGCCUGCUUCUGUCAAUUAUUAACAAACUCACUUCCACAUA